UGGGGAGGUGGGGGUGUGGCCUCCUGCAGCUCCUGCUCCGCUGAAGGGAAACUCCUGGUCAGUGGAGCUGAACUCAGUGAGAGCAGCAGCUGCAGCUUGUCCUCCUCCUCUUCAUCCUCCUCCUCCUCUUCAUCAUGGCCGCUGCCUCCAAGUCGUCCCAGACGGCGAAGAACGUGGUGAUCGCCCUGCUGGCGCUCUGGUCCGUCAUCUCUCUGGUGGUCAUCGUGGUGUGGUCCACGUCUCCGGACCUGAAGAGCGCCGCCCAGUGCCGCCUGGAGCUGCAGGACAAGACGGAGAAGCUGGAGGGAGCCAAGGUGGUGUGGGGGCAGAACAAGGUGGCGCUGGAGGAGAUGGUGGAGGCGUCCAGGGAGGAGCAGGCCCGCCAGAGGAGCAGCAUCCUGCUGCUGCUGGGACACCUGAACGCCACCAACGCCACGCUGGAGGAGUGUCGCCACGACAACGUCGUCCUGAACGGGAACAUCAGCGCGCUGCAGGAGGCGGUGGAGCAGCUCCGCCAGACGGAGGCCAACCUGACGGCCAUCAUCGACCUGCAGGAAGACCGCAUCGACCUGCUGCAGCAGAACGUGACGCUCGCCGUCCAUGAGACCGAGUCGUGUUUCAGCCUGAAGGCGGCAGCAGAGAGUCAGAUGUUGGCGGCUCAGAGUCAAACCAGAGCCUGUCAGUCCCAGCAGCAGUACCUGCAGAAACAGCUUCAGAAGUGUAAGGACGCGGCGACGCCUGAAGUCCCUGAGCAGACGCCGCAGCAGGACGCCGCCGCCCCGCCCUCGGGCGCCGCCUCGCCCCUCGCUGGUAUUCCGGCGCUGACGCUGCUCGUCUGCGUCGUUCUGCAUCUGAUUACCUGAGCGCGGCGAGGCGGCGACCUGUCGGGCGGCGAGCACUGUGGUCCAGGACGGCGAGGGGGGCGGAGCCUGGACAGACCUAAUGACUGCUGUACAAACAAACCGACAGAUCGCCAUGGAGACGCUGACGUGUCACGCUGUCGUGUGAUUGGACAGAAACUUUUGCUUUGACUUGAACAGCCGAGACGUUUACUGACUGCAGCUUCACCACUGUUUCAUUCAUGUUAAAUAUUAUUGUUGUUAUUAUUAUUCAGAAUUUAAUCCUCCGUCAGCUUUUCUUUGGAUUUUAAAGUCGUGAUGCGUUUGAGACUGUUGGAGAAACUCUGGUGCGUUCAGGGACAUCAGAGCUUUCAGAACUAAGAAUCACAUUUAUUUUUGUAUCAUGAAUCCUGCAGGUGUUUCUCUGCAGAGCCAGCAGGGGGCGCCACAUACACACUCUGAAUCAAACGGCGGUGGGUGCGUUGAACACGUUGCCAUGGACGCCGGCGCCGUUUUAUAACCACGCCGCUUCUGAUUGGUUCAAACUUCUGACACGAUAGAAAACGAACCUCUAACUGUCUGACCUCGCUUCAGGAAAAUACGUCGUUCAACACGCAAACGGAGCAAAACGAUGCACACCGUUUUCAGAUUGAUCGUGCCCCGGCAGUGUUACAACACAGACAGGAAGUUUACCUUUCACAAUAAGAGCAGAUUAAAGUGCGUAAUUAAAUAAUACACAUACUGACAGUGGCGUCACCCACUCGUUCAUGUGCAGAAAGUCCAACUGAAGAGACGUUUAUGAUCGACCAAAAAGUUCCAGGUUAACUCUGAAGUGACCUGUCAAUCAUGCUGUAGCCCCGCCCCUAACCCCUCCCCUUCUCUCUGGUCUAUUUUCUCUCUAAAUGGAUCAUAAUUUACCAAAUUAUCAUCAUGCUGUACUGAAGAAGACUUGAAACUGACGGCUAAGAGCAUAAACUCAUUAUGAGAGUGUUUACUGAGAAAUCAUGUUCUCAUAGACUUCUAUACGAUGUCAGACAGAAUGCAGGUUUGAGAGGUCAUGUUGAAUUUCUCUGCUGGUUAAUAAUAAAGAAACAAUUAAAUCAAAGAAAGACUGACGGAGGAAAGAGACGAGCAGGAGAGAACGUGGAAAUUAUUUUAGUUCAGUUUCUGUUCACACCUGACGGUUAAAUCUGGUUUUAAUCAGCUGGAAUAGAUUCAGGGAGAAGGAAUGGAGAUAAUGAUAUAUAUAUGGAGAUAAUGAUAUAUAUAUAUAUAUAUAUAUAUAUAUAUAUAUAAAAUGUUUUGUAUAUUUUGCUGCCAAUCCUAUUGAUCAGGAUCCAGGUUUCAACCGUCUGGUUUCUCUUUUUUUGUGUUCGACAAUCAAUUUUCCUUUUUUAUUUUGGUUCUAACUCAGUUAUAAAGUCACAUUUUUUGUCGUUUAUUUAUCCUGCAUGAAACAACAUGAGGAGAAGAAUCUCAGACAUGCUUUCUGUAGUCCAUCUUCAGAACUUUGUAGUUUCAACACAGCAGACCAACGUCAGUUAAAUCUCCCGUUUGCGGUCAUCUUUUCUCACAUAUUCUCUUUCAAAUCUCUCCUCGACCUCCUGAUGUUUUCCAUCAAAGCUCCAGAAGUAACGUUAGGAAAGAAAGUGGAGAUCAGUAAUUUUUCGACUGUAGGAAGCAGAACGUUGAGACAAAAUGUUGAAUGAGGAAUCAGCGGCUCUUUGGAUCUAACGAGAAAACUUUAAAGCCAAAAAUAGGACAAUUUUUUCAGCUUUAUGGUCAAUAAGUCAUCACUAAAAAGUACCAAGUCACUGCUUUGCAAAACAUUUAAAACCCUUUUAUAAUAAACAAGCUUAAUGCCACUUUUUGACUAAUCACCUGCUGCCUGACAGAAUCAAUCAAUAUGUAAUUUUCCCACUUUUUUAUGAUCCUGCUUGAGGAUUUCUGAAACAUCAGCAGAUCUGAUCAGCUGAUCCAGACUGUCAGCUGUGAACAGACUCAAUGUGUGAAUGAUUUUUUUUUGUCAGUUUGUUACUUUUUUUAAGCCGGAGAUUUAUUUUAUCGGCUGUUUAACGACGUGUUUGUGCAUCGAGAGCAGAAACGUUCAAAUUCAUGAAUCAUAAAGAUUUCUUUAUUGAUUACAAUAACAUUUUGAACAGCUUCUCCCCAUACGUCUUUAUAGCUAUAAACACAUAAAUAACAACGUAUAAAAAUAUAGAAAAUACC
This is a messenger RNA of Centropristis striata (black sea bass), 3068 nucleotides long. RefSeq lists its product as uncharacterized. The coding region runs from base 135 to 863 and encodes 242 amino acids. Lineage: Eukaryota; Metazoa; Chordata; Actinopteri; Perciformes; Serranidae. The record is from RefSeq and is a predicted model, not a curated record. The transcript has 5 exons.